Molecule: messenger RNA, 14579 nt
Organism: Corythoichthys intestinalis (scribbled pipefish)
Lineage: Eukaryota; Metazoa; Chordata; Actinopteri; Syngnathiformes; Syngnathidae
Gene: csmd3b
Product: CUB and Sushi multiple domains 3b
Exons: 72
Coding region: 813-11678 (3621 amino acids)
Source: RefSeq, a predicted model, not a curated record
CGAGCAGCACAGAGGAGGAGGAGGAUAGUGGAGUGAUUCGUGCGAGCUCCAUCCGUUCAUAGAACCAGCGUCCCCCUUACCCCCACCCCUGUGUUCGCGCCGGAGCGGUUUUAAUCACGGAGCCGCUCGGGCUGUGACUCGCGUGCAACUGACGCGCGUGACUUACGACGCGGCAGCUUCCGAGGAGCACUUGAAGGCAACAUCUCGCACCAGUCAGGCAGCCCGCCUCACUCGCAGGAGGAAGACGAGGCAGAAGGAUGGAGCGGGAUACGUCUCCCCUGUUUUGUGACUAAAGGGAUUUUUCCCAUUUUUUUAAAAAUCCCGGUGGACAACUUGAACACCUCACAGCAAGACUGAUCAUUUUACUCUUUUUUUUUUUUUUUUUGGCCCAGGAAAGAGUGAGGCUGAAUCUUUUUGUGAGACAGCAGGGAUCAGGAUGCAACAAUUCCAGCAUCCGCACUCUAGGAGAAAAGAGUAAGAGAAGCUGUGAGAGGCUGAAAACAGGGGGGGAAAGGAUCUAUUCAUUCUUUUUGAGGGAAAGAAGGGGGAAUACUAACCAUCCAGGGAGCUCGGAUGCAUCCCAGUGGAGGAAAAAUGUGGAUUUGACACAUCAAGUCUUCCUCAACAUUGAUGGCUGAUUUAGAAGUCACUUCUCCUCUCGCCGUCGAGCGCCAUUUGAUGGAUUUAUUUAGUCUAUGUUAGACGGAGGAGGAGGAGGAAGGAGAAAACUCAAGCACCCCCUACCCUCACCCUCAUCCUCUCUCCCUCCCUCCCCCCUCUCCUCCCUUCCCGUGUUCUGGAUGUGAAGCAGCAUGCGGCCCGGUGAGAGCUCAGAGGGCUCGCGCUCACCUCGCCGCGGAGGAUGCGUCGGAGCCCGCAGUAGCGGCACGGAACGCCGUCUGACGGGAGAAGGAGGAGGACGGCGACAGAUGAGCAUGACGGUCGGAGUGAUGACGGCGCGUCGUCUCCUGUGGAUCGUCGUCCUCGGCUCGCUCUGCACGCACGCGCAAGGUUUUAUCUACACUUGCGGCGGCACCCUGAAGGGCCGAAACGGCAGCAUCGAGUCACCGGGGUUCCCCUACGGCUACCCCAACGGGGCCAACUGCACCUGGGUCAUCGUGGGGGAGGAAGGUAGUCGCAUCCAGCUCAUCUUCUUGUCCUUUGCCAUCGAAGAGGAGUACGACUUUUUGUCCUUGUAUGACGGACACCCUCACCCGGCCAACUUCAGAACCAGACUAACUGGAUUCCAGAUGCCUCCUCCGGUCACAAGCACUGGGAAUGUUUUCUCUCUGAGACUGACGAGCGACUUUGCCGUCUCCGCACACGGCUUCAAGCUCACCUACGAAGAGCUUCACAGUACAUCCUGCGGGAACCCCGGCGUCCCCCCCAAAGCAGUGCUAAGCAGCGGCGGACGCUUCGCCGUGGGGGAAAGCGUGCGCUAUAGCUGCGUGUCCGGCUACGUACUGGACGGGCACGCCACGCUUACCUGCGUGCUCAAUGCCGGGAACACGGCCGUGUGGGACUUCCCCGCGCCCGUCUGUCGAGCUGAGGACACAUGUGGGGGCACUGUGCGGGGCGGCAGUGGGGUGGUGACCAGUCCCGGUUACCCCGGCAACUAUGGUAACCAGGCCGACUGUACUUGGAUCCUAUUGGCCGAACCCGGAGACACCAUCUCUGUCGUCUUUACAGACUUCCACACUGAGGAGAAGUAUGACUAUCUGGAGGUGGAAGGAUCUGAGCCCCCGACCAUCUGGUUGUCGGGAACCAAUGUGCCAUCGCCGAUUGUUAGUAAUAAAAACUGGCUUAGGCUACAUUUUGUCACCGAUAACAACCACCGAUACCGCGGUUUCAGCGCACACUAUCAAGUGAAGCGCUCAGUAGAUUUUAAGUCGCGGGGCGUUAAAUUGUUCCCUGGCAAAGACUCCGGCGGCAAGUUUUCAAUCUUAAAUGAAGGUGGCGUGCGACAGGCGUCCAAUUCCUGUCCCGACCCGGGUGAGCCAGAGAACGGAAAACGCCAUGGCAAUGACUUCAGCAUUGGAAGUGUGGUGCAGUUCAGCUGCGAUGAAGACUACGUCCUCCAAGGUAGCAAAAGCAUCAGCUGUCAGCGAGUGGCUGAAGUUUUUGCAGCAUGGAGUGACCACAGGCCCGUCUGCAAAGUCAAGACAUGCGGUAGUAAUCUCCAGGGACCGUCGGGGACCUUUACAUCACCCAACUUCCCCAUUCAGUAUGAGAGCAAUGCGCAGUGUGUUUGGAUAAUCACCGCAUCGAACCCGAAUAAGGUCAUUCAGAUUAACUUUGAGGAGUUUGAUUUGGAGAUCGCUUAUGACACGCUGACCAUCGGAGAUGGAGGAGAAGUGGGUGAUCCAACCACCAUCUUGCAGGUUCUGUCUGGCAGCUUUGUCCCCGACCUGAUUGUCAGCAUGACCCACCAGAUGUGGCUCCACUUGCAAUCUGAUGAGAGUGUUGGAUCCAUUGGUUUUAAGAUCAACUACAAAGAAAUCGACAAGGAGAGCUGCGGCGAUCCCGGGACGCCUCUCUACGGAAUCAGGGAAGGCGAAAGCUUCCUAAAUGGCGGCAUCCUGCGCUUUGAGUGCCAGUUUGGGUUCGAGCUGAUCGGCGAGAAAAGCAUCUCCUGCCAGGACAACAACCAGUGGUCGGCAAACAUCCCUAUAUGCAUUUUCCCUUGCAUGUCCAACUUCACAGCUCCCUCCGGAACAGUCCUCUCGCCCGACUACCCGGAAGGCUACGGCAACAACAUGAACUGCGUGUGGCUUAUCCAGUCCGAGCCGGGCUCGCGCAUCCACUUGGCAUUCAACGACUUCGACCUGGAGGCGCCUUAUGAUGCGCUCACGGUGAAAGACGGCGAGACGGGUGACGCUGCUGUCGUCGGCAGGUUCUCUGGCGCCGAGAGCCCUUCCCACCUUACGUCCAAUACCAACACGCUAAGGCUGGAGUUCCAGGCCGACCACUCCAUGUCGGGGAGAGGCUUUAACAUCACCUACAGUACAUUCGGCCACAACGAGUGCCCCGAUCCUGGCAUUCCAAUCAACGCCCGUCGCUUCGGAGACAGCUUCCAGCUGGGUAGCUCCAUCUCUGUGGUGUGCGAAGAUGGCUUCAUCAAAACCCAAGGAAGCGAGACCAUCUCAUGCCAGCUGGAGAGAGGAAAGGUCAUGUGGAGUGGGCCCAUCCCCAAAUGUGAAGCACCGUGCGGUGGACACUAUUCCGCCCCCAAUGGAGUGAUUCUGUCCCCGGGGUGGCCUGGUUACUACAAGGAUUCACUCAGCUGCGAAUGGGUGAUUGAAUCAGAACCAGGGCGAUCCAUUAAAGUCACCUUUGACAAAUUCCAGACAGAACUGGGUUACGACUUCCUGGAGAUCCACGACGGCCCCAACCUCUUGUCGCCGCUGGUGGGCUCCUUCAAUGGCACACAGGUGCCUCAGUUCCUGUUUAGUAGCACCAACUUCCUCUACCUGCUCUUCACCACUGACAACAGCCGUUCCAAUGCCGGCUUCAAGAUACUAUACGAGAGCGUGACAGUGGACAGCUACUCCUGCCUAGACCCCGGGAUCCCCGUCAACGGGAUCCGUUACGGUCACGACUUCUCAAUCGGGUCCACUGUGUCAUUUGGCUGCGAUUCAGGCUAUAGGCUGAGUCAUGAGGAGCCACUGGUGUGUGAAAAGAACCACUGGUGGAGCCAUGCUUUACCCACUUGCGACGCUCUCUGUGGCGGCGACGUCCGAGGUCCUUGGGGCACCAUUUUGAGUCCCGGCUAUCCUGAUAGCUACCCCUCAUCGCUCAACUGCACCUGGACCGUGGAAGUCAGUCACGGAAAAGGCGUCCAGUUUCAGUUCAACUCAUUCCACCUGGAAGACCAGCACGACUACCUCCUGGUCACGGAAAACGGAAGUUUCAUGCAACCCCUGGCUCGCCUGACCGGCAACGAGUUGCCUAGCAACAUCAACGCUGGUCUCUAUGGCAACUUCAAAGCCCAAUUACGAUUCAUCUCCGACUUCUCCAUUUCCUACGAAGGGUUCAACAUAACAUUCACGGAAUACACGCUGGAGCCAUGCGAGGAUCCAGGAAUGCCGCGCUUCGGCCGGAGAAACGGUUACAGCUUCGGCAUCGGCGACACGCUGUCUUUCUCCUGUAAUAUGGGUUACCGCCUUGAGGGGGCGCCUGAACUUAUCUGCUUGGGUGGAGGCCGCAGGAUGUGGAGUGCGCCGCUGCCGAGAUGCGUCGCUGAGUGUGGUUCCUCUGUCAUGAACAACGAAGGCAUCCUACUCUCUCCAAACUAUCCGAUGAACUACGACAACAACCACGAGUGCAUCUACAGCAUCCAGGUUCAAGCCGGGAAAGGCAUCAACAUCUCUGCGCGGACGUUCCACCUCGCCCAGGGAGACAUACUCAAGAUUCACGACGGCAAAGACAACACAGCCCACGUCCUGGGAGCGUUCACGGGCACGUCCAUGCUGGGCUUGACGCUCAUCUCCACUUCUAACCACCUCUGGCUGGAGUUUUACAGCGACACGGAAGCCACGGGGGAAGGGUUCAAACUGGUCUACUCCAGUUUUGAGUUGUCUCACUGCGAGGACCCGGGCGUGCCACAGUUUGGCUUCAAGGUCAACGACCAAGGACAUUUCUCCGGCAGCAGCAUCACUUACCGAUGCGAGCCCGGUUACACACUACACGGGGCCACCACGCUCAAGUGCAUGACGGGCGAGAGAAGAGCCUGGGAUAACCCUCUUCCUUCCUGUAUCGCUGAGUGCGGUGGACGUUUCAAGGGUGAAACCACGGGAAGAAUCCUUUCUCCAGGAUACCCGUUUCCCUAUGAUAAUAACCUGCGAUGCACCUGGACAAUUGAGGUGGACUCUGGAAACAUUGUUAGCUUACAAUUCCUGGCGUUUGACACCGAAGCUAGCCACGACAUGCUGCGGGUUUGGGAUGGACCGCCCACCAAUGAAAUGUCUCUGGCGGAACUCAGCGGGUCACUGUUACCCGAAGGCAUUCACUCCACUCUCAACACUGUCACUGUUCAAUUCGAGACGGACUUUUACAUCAGCAAGUCAGGAUUUGCCAUCCAGUUUUCCAGCUCGGUAGCAACUGCCUGCAGGGACCCAGGGGUGCCGAUGAACGGCACCCGUAGCGGCGACGGCCGGGAACCGGGGGAUUCGGUGUCUUUUCAGUGCGACCCGGGAUACGAGCUCCAGGGAGACGACAAGAUAACCUGCAUACAAGUCGACAACAGAUACUACUGGCAGCCCAGCCCACCUGUCUGCAUUGCUCCCUGUGGAGGCAACCUGACCGGCUCCAGUGGCUUCAUUCUGUCCCCAAACUUUCCACAUCCCUACCCGCACUCCAAGGACUGUGACUGGCUCAUCGCCGUCAAUCCCGAUUAUGUUCUGUCGCUCGCUUUCAUCAGUUUCAACAUUGAGCCAAACUACGACUUCCUCUACAUCUACGACGGUCCGGACAGCAACAGCCCUCUGAUCGGCAGUUUCCAAGACAGCAAACUACCGGAGAGGAUCGAGAGCAGUUCCAAUACCAUGCACUUGGCUUUCCGUAGUGACGGAUCUGUGUCUUACGCUGGCUUUCACCUGGAAUACAAAGCCAAGUUGAGGGAGUCAUGUUUUGACCCGGGAGUAGUCCUAAAUGGAACCAGACUGGGAUCAGACUAUAAAUUGGGCUCUACUGUAACCUUCUACUGUGAGGCUGGAUACGUUCUACAGGGUUACUCUACUCUAACCUGCAGUAUGGGCGAUGAUGGCAGACCUGGAUGGAAUAGGGCAUUGCCAAGUUGUCAGGCUCCCUGUGGAAGUCGCUCCACAGGAUCAGAGGGAACCGUUUUGUCACCAAACUUCCCUCGAAACUACACAAGUGGACAAACCUGCGUCUACUCCAUAGCUGUGCCUCGAGAGUUUGUCCUCUUCGGUCAGUUUGUGCUCUUCCAAACAUCUCUAAACGACGUGGUGGAGAUCUACGAUGGGCCCACUCAGCAGAGCACGCUGCUGUCAUCUCUCUCCGGGUCCCACUCUGGAGAGUCGCUACCGCUCAGUUCGGGCAAUCAGAUCACCGUUAAGUUUACGACAGUGGGAUCGGAAACGGCAAAAGGCUUCCAUUUUGUCUACCAAGCUGUGCCGCGGACGAGCUCGACACAGUGCAGCUCAGUUCCGGAGCCGCGUUUUGGCCACCGUUUGGGUAAUGACUUUGCGGUGGGUUCAUUGGUCCAGUUCGAGUGCAACCCCGGCUACGUCUUGCAUGGCUCCACCGCCAUUCGCUGCGAGAGCGUUCCCGACAACUUGGCGCAGUGGAAUGACAGCCUGCCCACUUGUGUCGUUCCCUGCGGGGGUGUGCUGAGUUCCCGUCACGGCACCAUCUUGUCGCCCGGCUACCCGGAACCAUACGAUAACAACCAGAAUUGCGUGUGGAAGGUGUCGGUCCCAGAAGGCGCAGGAAUCCAGGUUCAGGUCGUGAGUUUUGCUACCGAGCACAACUGGGACUCUUUGGAUUUCUAUGAUGGAGCAGAUAACCAUGCACCGAGGUUGGGCAGCUACUCAGGCACUACCAUCCCCCCACUGCUCAACAGCACGUCCAACAACCUCUAUCUCAGCUUCAGCUCAGACAUCAGCGUCUCUGCCGCUGGCUUUCACUUGGAAUAUACAGCGAUUGGUCUGGAGUCCUGUCCUGAGCCCCAGACACCAAACUACGGAAUAAGACAAGGGGAUCGUUUUAUGGUGGGCGACGUGGUGCAAUUCUCCUGCGAACAAGGAUACUCACUUCAGGGGAACGCACACAUAACCUGCAUGCCAGGACCUGUUCGCAGAUGGAACUACCCAGUGCCUCUUUGCCUUGCUCAGUGCGGUGGGGCCCUGACGGAUGUAAGCGGUGUGAUUCUAAGCCCUGGUUACCCUGGCAACUACCCCAGCGGAUUAGACUGCACUUGGACCGUCAACUUACCUGUCGGCUUCGGCAUCCAUCUGCAAUUUGUCAAUUUCUCCACGGAAGCCAUCCAUGACUACCUGGAGAUCCGUAGCGGUAGCCUGGAGACAGGCUCGGUCAUCGACCGCUUUAGUGGGCCGCUGGUUCCUAAAGCUUUGUUCAGCACCACCCACCAGACCAGCUUCUUUUUCCACAGCGACUACUCGCAGAACAAGCCUGGCUUUCACAUUACUUUUCAGGCCUACCAACUCCAGAGUUGCCCGGACCCUCGACCAUUCCGUAACGGCAUCGUGAUCGGCACUGAUUUCAGCGUCGGGAUGACUGUGUCCUUCGAGUGCCUUCCGGGCUACUCCUUGAUCGGUGAUGCUUCUUUGACGUGUUUGCACGGGAUCAGCCGUAACUGGAACCACCCGCUGCCUCGGUGUGAAGCUCUUUGUGGAGGAAACAUCACCUCACUAAAUGGAACUAUUUACUCUCCCGGUCACCCUGAGGAAUAUCCAAACUUUCAGGAUUGUGUGUGGAGCGUGAGGGUCCCACCUGGACAUGGGAUCUACAUCAACUUCACAGUACUUAGCACGGAGCCCAUAUAUGACUACAUCACUGUAUGGGACGGUCCGGACCAAUCGUCUCCUCAGAUCGGUCAAUUCAGCGGCAACACGGCUCUGGAGUCUGUCUACUCCACCUCCAACAUUAUUCUCAUCAAAUUCCACUCUGACUUCUCCGGAGCUGGGUUCUUUGUUUUGAGCUACCACGCCUACCAAUUAAGGGUCUGCCAGCCCCCUCCGGAGGUGCCCAACGCUGACAUGCUGAUGGAGGAUGGCGAGUUGGAGAUAGGUGACAUCAUCAGGUACAGGUGCCAUCCUGGAUUUUCAUUGGUCGGCAGUGACAUUCUCACCUGCCGCCUGGGAGAGCGGCUUCAGAUGGAUUCACCGCCUCCGACGUGCCAAGUCCAAUGCCCCGCUCACGACGUGCGAUACGACUCGUCGGGUGUCAUCCUGAGCCCCGGUUGGCCUGAGAGCUAUCCUAACCUGCAGAUGUGCUCGUGGAGCAUCAGUGUAGAGAAGGGCUACAACGUCACCAUCACAUUUGAAAGCUUUCACACAGAGAGGGAGUUUGACGUGUUGGAAAUAUUUGAUGGUCCAUCCGCCAACGACCCAACGUUGGCCACGUUAAGCGGCGACCUUCCAACGCCGUUCAACAUCACCACCUCAGGACACCAGUUUCUGGUGCGAUGGUCAUCAGACCACGGCACCAACAAGAGGGGCUUCAGAAUUCGCUAUGUUGGUGAGUACCAAACCCUGUACUGCUCCACGCCGGAUUCGCCGCUGCAUGGCUCCAUCUCGUCGCAGACCGGCGGCCAUGUCAACAGCGUGGUGCGCUGGGCAUGCGACCGUGGCUAUCGCCUGGUCGGUAACGCCACGGCUACCUGUCGUCGCAUGCCGCUCGGCCAUCACGCGUGGGACUCGCCGGUACCUGCGUGCCAAGCUGUCUCAUGCGGAGCCCCCAAGGCGCCGACAAACGGCGGGGUUUUAACAGCCGACUACUCGGUGGGAACGCGAGUCUCCUACUUCUGCAAUGACGGCUACAGGCUAUCCAGCAAAGAGCUGACGUCUGCCAUCUGCCAGCCCGACGGGACGUGGAGCAACCACAACAAGAUACCGCGGUGCUCAGUGGUUGUGUGCCCAAGCAUCGGUUCCUUCUCCUUGGAACACGGCCGCUGGAGGAUUGUGAACGGCUCGCACUACGAGUAUAGGACUCGAAUUGUGUUCACCUGCGACCCGGGUUACUACCGCUUAGGACCUGCUCACAUCCAAUGCCUUCCUAAUGGUGUGUGGAGCUGGAAGAAUGAGAGGCCGCAUUGUCAAAUCAUCUCCUGCGGCGAGUUACCGUCUCCGCCCAGCGGCAAGAAAAUUGGCACUCAGACGACCUUCGGGGCGACGGCCAUCUUCGCCUGUGACGCCGGCUUCAUGCUGGUGGGCUCAGCCGUCAGGGAGUGCCUGUCAUCCGGGCUGUGGAGCGGAACAGAGUCGCGCUGUUUCGCUGGUCACUGCGGCAUCCCAGAGGGCAUCAUCAAUGGCCAAGUGAUCGGAGAGAACUUCGGUUACCGUGACACAGUGGUGUACCAGUGCCUUCCCGGCUUCCGGCUGAUAGGCUCAUCGGUCCGGAUCUGUCUCCAGGACAACCAGUGGUCGGGGCAGCUUCCCAUCUGCAUACCCAUCAGUUGCGGCCACCCGGGCAGCCCAAUUUACGGCCGUACGGUGGGGAACGGCUUCAACCUAAAUGACGUGGUCAGCUUUGUGUGCAACCGGGGCUACGAGAUGGAGGGGCCGGCCCGUGCCCACUGCCAGGCCAACCGCCAGUGGAGCCACCCGCCCCCGACGUGUAAAGUGGUCAACUGCUCGGAUCCGGGCAUCCCAGCCAACUCCAUCCGCCAAAGCAAAAUCGAGCACGGCAACUUUACCUUUGGCACAGUGGUGUUCUACGACUGUAACCCGGGCUACUAUCUGUUUGGGUCGCCGGUGCUGAGCUGUCAGCCCACAGGGCAGUGGGACAAGCCGCUGCCUGAAUGUAUUGUUGUGGACUGCGGCCACCCCGGCUCGCCUCCGAACGGCGUGCUGAGCGGAGAUAAGUUUACGUUCGGUUCGACGGUACGAUACUCUUGCCUGGGGGGCCGGCAGCUUAAGGGGGAAUCGUCCAGGAUGUGUCAGCUCAACGGGAUGUGGAGCGCCCCUAUGCCCUUCUGCUCUGGUGACACGGCAGGUUCCUGCGGCGAUCCUGGCAUCCCAUCACACGGAUCAAGGGAGCAGACGGAUUUCCGCAUUCGCUCCAAGGUGCUCUUCAGCUGUACCGAGGGUUACGAACUGAUCGGUUCGGCUGAAAGGAUGUGCUUCCCCAAUGGGACGUGGUCUGGCACGCAGCCCUUCUGUAAACCUGUCCAGUGCGGUAAUCCCGGUACUCCCAGCAAUGGAAGAGUAUUCCGUCUGGACGGAACCACAUUCUCACACUCAGUCAUCUACUCCUGCAUGGAUGGCUACCUGCUUUUCGGCACCACCACCAGACUGUGUCAGGCCAAUGGGACCUGGUCGGGAGCACAGCCCAACUGUACUAUGAUAAACUGCGGCGAUCCGGGAGUUCCGGCCAAUGGCCUCCGUUACGGCGAAGAUUUCACCAUCGGCCAGAACGUGACCUUCCAGUGUCAACCCGGUUAUAGGAUGGAGGAGGACGGUUCGCCUGUUAGGAUGUGCACUCAAAAUGGCACGUGGAGUGGGAACAUGCCCAUAUGUGCAGCGGUGACGUGCCCGACUCCCCCUGCUGUUAGCAACGGGGUGUUGCAAGGAAGCGACUUCGAGUGGGGCAGCAGCGUUAGCUACAGCUGCUCUCCGGGCUAUGAGCUCUCCUUCCCGGCCGUGCUCACCUGCGUGGCCAACGGCAGCUGGAGCGGGAUGCUGCCGCAAUGCUUACCCAAGUUUUGCGGCGAUCCCGGCACACUGGUGGGCGGUUCUCGAGAGGGGCGGAGUUUUAUCUACCAAUCGGAAGUGACCUUCUCCUGUGCCCCGCCUCUAAUUCUGGUUGGCACGGCGACCAGGCUCUGCCAAAGUGAAGGAAGCUGGAGCGGCACCCAACCACGCUGUAUAGAGCCUACCAGGACGAGUUGCGACAACCCAGGAACGCCAAGAUACGGAUCCCUGAACCGCACCUUUGGGUUUAAGGUGGGCAGUGUCGUGUCCUUCCAGUGCCAGCCUGGUCAUCUGAUCCAAGGCUCCUCCUCCAGGACUUGCCAGCCAGACCUGAGAUGGAGCGGGACGCAACCGGAGUGUAUACCUCACGCUUGCAAGCAACCCGAGAGCGUGCUCCACGUGGACGUAGUGGGCAUGGACCUGGUGGGCUUUGGCUACACACUGGUUUAUAGCUGCCAGCCCGGCUACUUCCUGGCCGGAGGGUCCGAGCACAGGGUCUGCAAGAGUGACGGCACCUGGACUGGAAAAAUGCCCAUAUGUCGCGCUGGAGAAAAAAAGAAAGCCGCUAAACCAGCAAUGGGAACUCCGAGCCCCAAACUGAACGUUCCUGAUGAUGUAUUCGCCCCCAACUAUAUCUGGAAAGGCUCGUACAAUUACAGGGGCAGGAAGCAGCCCAUGACACUAAGCAUCACCAGCUUUAACGCCAGCACGGGCCGAGUCAACGUCACUCUGAACAACGGCAACAUGGAGCUGCUGCUAUCAGGUCUUUAUAAGACUUCUGAAGCACGUCUGCUGUUGCUGAUGUACCACGUCAACUACGUGCAGCAGGGAAAUCAACUCAAAGACUCUACUAUCUCUCCCGCCAAAAUCAUCGAAGACUCGUGGACCAUGGAUGGAUUUGUUUCGGCCGAACCUGAUGGUUCCAGUUACGUGUUCCAGGGUUUCAUUCAGGGAAAAGACUAUGGACAGUUUGGACUCCAGCGACUUGGUCUCAACAUGUCGGAGAGUCAGAAUUCGCAUCCACCUCAGCUGGGCACCAACAGCAGCUCGGUGGCCAUUGCAAUCCUGGUGCCUUUCUUCGCGCUCAUCUUUACAGGCUUCGGCUUUUAUCUCUACAAACAAAGGACCACACCCAAGACCCAGUACACGGGCUGCUCGGUCCACGAGAACAACAACGGGCAGGCCGCCUUCGAGAACCCCAUGUACAACACCAACGCCAAAGCGGUGGAGGGGAAGGCGGUCCGCUUCGAUCCGAAUCUCAACACGGUCUGCACUAUGGUCUGAGGAUCCACGACAGACAGGAACCGGAAGAGUAAACACUUCCCGGCAUUCAGACUGGCCUUAGCUGCCCAGUCUGGAAUCUCUGAUUGCAGAGAGUAGCAAAAGUUUUUAUAACACAGGGAGAAAAAAAAACUCAUAAAUAAAAGAAGGGAUGAGGGCAGCCCUGGAGACGUCGUCCUUAAUCCUGAGUGAACGGCUGAUUAAAGUCAAAAGGGAGCCCUGGCCCCAGUGGAGCAGAUGAGAGGAGGAGGAAGGCUGACUUACCGAAUGCUUAAACCGCUCCUUUCCCAUUCCGGUGGACGGAAAGGCUGAGGAGAUGCAGACAACCCCAAACUGAACUGGAAGUCGAUUAAGCGAAUCGUCUAGGGAGAAGCUUCAAAUCCCCUCGCAGCUAAUCAGAGCAAACCUGAAAGUCGGAGCUGUUUUCAGAAUAGCGGAUGUUCCUGAUUCAGUGAAUUCCAAAAGACUCCGAUGCGAGGUGGACUGACAAAAAGAGCGAGAGACCUACAUCCUGCCUCUGGCACUAAAGCACAUCGGACGGAAAAUGCUUCCUGUCUGUACCAGAGAACCGGAAGAACGGGACACUUUAUCGGGAUCGGCCUAGACAGCAACCGCGGUUGGCUUGAAAGACCAACGCUGUCGGAACUUAACCAGAAGCAGGGUUUGCCACCCCGCAAAUGUGGACCGCCGCCACGGUUCCACUAUAAUCCUGCACUCUGCGAGUGCUUUCUCCUUUAUUUGUUACUAUUUGCAGAAUCUUCUGAUUUGUAAAUCUAUUGCGAAUAUAUAUAAAAAUAUAUAUUCGGGAGUGGUCACACUUAUAUUUUUGUGCUAUAUAUUUGCCAUGAGAGCGAGGCCAAGACAGAUCACAGCAGCGGAAUUUAAAAUAUGGGUUUUCCGAAAAACACAUUUGUUUUUUAAAUGCAUUAAUUUUCCUUCGUAGAAUGUGAAAUCGCACAUGUUUAUCGCUUUGUGGUCGUGGAAAUGAAAGGUUCUGUGAUAUUUGAUGCAAAAGAGUUACAUUUGCGGUGGAUUAUAGAUACACGAACACCUUUUACGCAGGCCUUCGAAGCUAAUUUGUGCCCCAAAAAAGCCUAUAUUGAGCAAAUUUAUCAUGAACAAUUGGAUGCCUGGUGGAUUACAGUGCGAUUUUCUCCGACCGUGCAUUUCAAGAAAUACAAGCCUUAUUAUUUCUGUCUGAUGUUCCUGGUUCAGUUGCGGUUAUUUCCCGUCAAACAUACACUCGGCAGGUUGAGGAAACCACGCGUAACAGUCUCAGUUCCUCCUAAUUGUCUUAACAAUUGCCACAAGCAGGGGUCCCGUUAAGCGAAUAUUUUCCGUCGUUGACCGUUUUUUUUUAAAACAGUGACAGAAAAAACUGAAGUCCGUUCGUCAUUUUGACAGGUUGCAAUUCACACCCAGACCACAGGGUGGCGAGUGAGCAUAUUAAUUAGCUAUUCUCUCUCUUAAUGCAUGACGUCGUUGGCUAUUCUGUCAGAAUAUUGUAGCGUCACCGGGGUCUGGCGGCGGCACCGUGAUUGACACAUCAACGCGAGGUUCUUAUUGGUGCACCCGGUGUGCCAGCGCGUCAUCCAAUUGGUGGACUAGAUUGCCGCCUGUGUAUAGACCCCAAUCACAUGACGUCACAACUCCGCCCCCCUGACUGGAGCCGCCAUAUUGUGUGUCAGCUCGUCGUGUUUACACAUUACCUCUACGUACAUGCCUCCUAUUACGGCGUGUUUUUCUGCUCGUUAACAUUAAUAAUCAAAAUGGUGAAGGCGUGUGUGGCGGUUGGUUGCAGUAACAGAGAAGAUAGACGGAGAGACUUGAAGUUCUACCGUAUUCUGAGAGACCCGAAGAGGAGAGCGAGAUGGACUGCAGUAAUUUGACAAGAAAUCUGGGCACCAAACGAUCACCACAGACUAUGUAGUAGUCAUUUUAUAUCUGGUAAGAUGCAUUUAAUAUAUAUUUAGAAGAUUUUGGGCUGACAACCACAAUUAAGAUCAUUGUGUGACGUUGGUGAUUGGGGUCUAUAUAGUUGCCUCUUUUUCUUUGGGGGCGGUGUUGUUGUUUUGUUGGUGGUGUUGUCGGUAAGCAGAGUAAAAAGAGGGAGAAAAAUACCACGACUUCCGUGUCUAAUUUUUCACCGCCAAGCAAGCGUUACAAUAUUAAUUCAAAAUGAAUGAAAACUAAAUACUAUUGAAUAUGUCAUCAUUAUCAUUUUAAAAAUUUAAGUGACGGGUAAAAAUAGAUUAUGACCGGAUUUUUAUGACCCUGUCAGUCAAAAUGACAGACAACGAAAAUGUCUAGCGCAACCUCUGGCCACAAGUCCUACUUGUUUGGGAAAAUUGGUCCGUAAACACAAUGUUUUUUUAGCCUGUCAUCAGUGCUGUAGUUUGUAUUUUUUUUUCUUUAAAAUGUUGCCAAAACGACCUGGACAAGUGAUGUUUACAGUUGAUUUCAAUCACCCUCAUUUGGGCAGUCUUUGAGUGAUUGUUGUCGUGUCUAUGUUGUUGUUGUUGUUGUCAUGGUUUUGGUUGUUUUCACAAUGAAUAUGACACAGUGCCUACCCCCAAAAAAAAUUUUUAAAAAAACAAAAAAUUGGGAGGGAACCCAAAACACACACCUCUCCCACAUUCAAUGGCAUUUUUCUUCCCCCAAGCCACAAGCUUUUCCUAGUGACUGCAAACAAGAUUGAACGGAAGACUCAAGUACGCCCCUUCUUCGCCUCCCCCGACAGACACUGGAAAUAUUCCUUGUUGUUAAUAAGAAAAGAAAAAGAAACUACAGAAAAUACAUAACUAAAAACAAGUGUUUUGUACAGAAAUAUAUUUUUAUGAUGAGAUUAUUUGUAAAAUGUAAUGAAUCUAUUAUGUAAAUUUUCAAUGCAAUGUAAGAUUAAAA